This is a messenger RNA of Choloepus didactylus (southern two-toed sloth), 5229 nucleotides long. It is a transcript of the gene ADGB, whose product is annotated as androglobin. The coding region runs from base 101 to 5023 and encodes 1640 amino acids. Gene Ontology annotation, molecular function: protein binding; oxygen binding; heme binding. The transcript is spliced from 36 exons. Gene Ontology annotation, biological process: proteolysis. Lineage: Eukaryota; Metazoa; Chordata; Mammalia; Pilosa; Megalonychidae. The record is from RefSeq and is a predicted model, not a curated record.
CGCCCACCGUGGGGGACGCCGCGGUCUCCAGGCAACAGGGACCAGGGCCUGCGCGGGGGUCGCGGCGCUGCGCAGCGCGGAGCUGGGGCCUACCUGAGCCAUGGCCUCCAAACAGAGCAAGAAGAAGGAGGUGCACCACAUCAACUCGGCGCACGGCUCGGACAAGUCCAAGGAUAACGCACAAUCAGGGUCCGUCGAGCAAAAGAAGUGGAAGUUUCCGAUCUGGCCAGAGUGGAGUGAAGCGGACAUCAAUGCAGAGAAGUGGGAUGCAGGCAAGGGUGGAAAAGAAAAGGACAAAGCGGGGAAGAGCCCGACAUUUCAUUUUUUUGAAGACCCUGAAGGAAAGAUUGAAUUACCACCAUCAUUGAAAGUGGAUUCCUGGAAACGCCCACAGGAUGUUAUAAUUAGUCGGGUUCCAGUCGUGGUGAAGAAUGAAAUCCUGUUUGACUUGUUUUCAGCGAAUGAGCAUUUGCUGUGCAGCGAGCUGAUGCGCUGGAUCAUCAGCGAGAUCUACGCGGUGUGGAAGAUGCUCAACGGGGGCGUCCUGAGCAGCUAUGCCAAAGGGCAUGCGGCGGAGCCGCCGCUGCUGGCCUGGAAGCCCUGGGAGCACAUAUACUCGCUGUGCAAGGCGGUGAAGGGCCACAUGCCCCUCUUCAACAACUACGGGAAGUACGUGGUGAAGCUCUACUGGAUGGGUUGCUGGAGAAAGAUAACUGUUGAUGACUCACUACCUUUUGAUGAAGAUAACAACUUGUUGCUUCCAGCUACAACUUAUGACUUUGAACUGUGGCCGAUGCUUUUGUCUAAAGCAAUCAUUAAGCUGGCAAAUGUUGACGUCCACAUGGCCCAGAGGCGGGAGCUGGGGGAGUUCACGGUGAUCCACGCCCUCACGGGCUGGCUGCCCGAGGUCAUCGCUCUUCACCCAGGUUAUGUGGACAAAGUUUGGGAGCUCUUGAAAGAAAUAUUGCCUGAAUUUAAGCUGUCAGACGUGCCCAGCUCUGAAAGCAAAAUAAUGGUGAUAGAUAACAAAAUAAAAGAAGCUGGGAAAGAAGUGAAAGGCGGAAAAGAAGUGAAAGAUGGAAAAGAAGUGAAAGAUGGAAAAGAAGCAAAAGACUUCAAAUCUGAAAUUUCACUCACAGCACUCAAAGGACCCAAGAAAAGUGACAAAGUUUCAAAGGAGAAAGCAGAUGUAAAAGACGUCGGGAAGAAGAAGAGUAAAGACGGAGAAAAGGAAAAGGAGAAGGAAAAAUUCAAGUUGUCCCUUCACGGUUCAAGACCCUCGUCCGAAGUGCACUACUCCAUGCAGUCCCUGUCCGACUGUUCCUCAACCACGCAGUCCCCUCCCAUGGUGGUGUACGCUACCUUUACCCCUCUCUACUUGUUUGAAGAGAAGAUCUUUUCAUUAGAGAAGAUGGCAGAUUCUGCUGAGAAGCUCCGAGAGUACGGGCUUUCCCACAUUUGCAGCCACCCGGUGCUGGUGACCAGAACGCGGUCCUGUCCUCUCCUGGCACCACCCAAACCUCUGCCCACCCCUGCCUGGAAAUUCGUCCGUCAGAAAAAGGAGACGGUCAUCACAGACGAAGCCCAAGAAACAAUCACAAAGAAACCUGAUCAGUUUCUUGAGAUCUCAAGUCCGUUUCUGAACUACAGAAUGACUCCAAUGACGAUUCCAACGGAAACGCAUUAUGUGAAAUCUCUCAUCAAGAAAGGCGAGCCUCCAGGAUCUGGUUUAUCUCCCCUCACCGAAGGUGACGAAACAGCCACCAUCAGCCUGACAGACCUGGGCCAAGUGACAGGGAACGUAUCUCAGGGUAAUGUGCCUUCACAAGCGGUGCUUGGAAAAGAGGAGCAGGCAGACCCCGGCGUGGGGGACACGGCCCACCCCGAGGGGCUCAACUACCAGGACCUGGUCAGCCAGACCACGGCCACCCAGGAGAAGUCCCAGGAGGAAUUCGCAGCCAUCAACACCGCUGUGGCCAAGGAGCUCUGGCUGGACUUCGAGGACUUCUGUGUGUGCUUUCAAAACAUAUAUAUUUUCCAUAAGCCAACUUCAUAUUGCCUUAACUUCCAGAAAACAGAAUUCAAGUUCUCCGCCGAGCGCGUGUCCUACUACCUCUUCGUGGACAGCCUCAAGCCCAUCGAGCUGCUGGUUUCCUUCUCCGCACUCGUCCGCUGGGGAGAGUCCGGAGCCUUAACAAAAGACAGCCCGCCUGUGGAUCCUGGGCUCCUCACAGCGGAGGCGUUUUCCUGGAAAUCUCUGAAGCUGCGCAGCCUCGUUCUGAAGAUUCACACGUACGCCACCAAGGCCACGGUGGUUCGCCUGCCCGUUGGGCGGCACAUGCUGAUCUUCACCGCGCACUCCCCGAUCGGACACGCCAUCCACGUCUGCAGCAUGGUGGCCUUCGUCGUGGGCGAUGAGGACGUCGUGCUGCCCAGCUUGGAGCCGGAGAGCUACCGAUUUACGGAGCAGGCGCUAACAAUCCUCAAGGCUGUCGGGAACGUGAUUGCUAAUUUCAGGAGCAGGGGCAAACUCACCACCGCGCUGGAGGAGCUGCAGGCGGCCCACUACCCGGCCGCCCUUGGCAACAAGGAGCUGACUGCCCAGCAUUUCAGGGUGUUUCAUAUUUCUUUGUGGUGUAUGAUGAAAAAAAUUCAAGCGACGAAGUCCCCUUCAAACUUGAAGUUUGCAUUCCGCGCUUUGGUGCUGGAUGUGGGGCUGCUGGACUCCUCUGUGGACGAGGUUUCUUUAGCCGAGUGGGUGGACGGUAAGUGCCCUGCACCCGCGGGUGAGCAGCUGUGUUCCCCCGAGGAGGUCGCCGCAGCAAUUAAAAUCCAAGCCCUGUGGAGAGGCACUUACGUGAGGCUGCUCAUGAAAGCCAGAAUGCCAGAAACAAAGGAAAAUGCCAGUGUUGCAGAUACUCUUCAAAAACUUUGGGCAGUAUUGGAACCAAAUAUAGAACAGUAUGCACUUUCACUCUUAAGACUAAUGUUUAAAAGCAAGUGCAAAUCUAUGGAAUCUUACCCAUGUUACCAAGACGAAGACACAAAGAUUGCCUUCGCCGACUACACCGUGACGUAUCCAGACCAGCCACCAAACAGUUGGUUCAUCGUGUUCAGAGAAACAUUUUUGGUUCCUCAAGACAUGAUUUUGGUCCCCAAAGUGUAUACGACCCUUCCCGUCUGUGUCCUCCAUGUUGUUAAUAACGACACCCUGGAAGAGGUGCCAAAGUUGUUCCAGAAGGUGGUGCCUUACCUUUACACCAGGAAUAAGAAGGGCUACACGUUUGUGGCGGAAGCCUGGACUGGGGACACCUCCGUGCCAGGCUCUCGGUGGAAACUGCGCCUGCUGGGCCCCUGCAACCCGCUCCCCUGCCUCUCUCGGGACUUCCCGUGCAACACCUUUGCCAUGAAGGAGAUCAGAGAUUAUUACAUACCCAAUGAUAAGAAAAUUUUAUUCAGGUAUUCAGUGAAGGCUGCAUUGCCUCACCCCGUGACGGUGCAGGCGCGCACAUCCAAAGCCGACGCGUUCAUCAAGCUACAGAUCCUGGAGAGUGAGGAAAUCAUCGUGAGCUCCACUGGGAAAGGCCAAGCCAUAAUCCCAGCGUUUAACUUCCUGGGGAACGGAAAAGCUUUGAGUUCCCAGUCUAGCAAGCAAAUUCUUUUGACUCAUGCCGCAUCCAAAAAAGAGCAAGAAAUGUAUGUGAAGAAGAAGUCUGCCCAAGGGAGUCAGAAGCCGUACCGGGGGCGGCCGGGGAGCGCCGUGGCGGACACGGGGCAGCCCGUUGUGGAAGAGGAGACCGUCAGCGUGUUGACCGUGGAAGAGAAUGCCAGCACGCCACAGCAGGUUUACAAGUACAUUAUACAGUGUUUGCUAUUGUAUGACAGUUGGCCUCUCACUGAAAGUCAGCUCACAUUUGUCCAAGCACUGAAAGACUUAGAGAAAAAUGAUCUCAGAGCUCAUUCAGAGAAACAUGAGCAAUUCAUCACUUCGGGAAGCCCAGAGUCCCAUACUGUUAGCGAGGGACAAAAAGCUUUAGGAACUUCGAAAACAAGGAAAGGCAAAGAAAAGUCGUCUGAGAAAGAAAAGACGGCCAAAGAAAAGCAGGUGCAGCGCUUGGAGCCUCAGACAUCUGCAGUCCACCCCCAACAAGAUGACCCAGAUAAACCCUACUGGAUGUUGAGGCUGGUCACGGAACACGGCGAGGUGGACUCACUGGAAGUGAGAAAAGACACUGAACAAAUAGAUGAAAUCCGAGCCAUGAAGCAAGCCUGGGAGAUGGCGGAGCCGGGGAGGGCCGUCAAGGCGUCUCAGGCCCGUCUGCACUACCUCACCCGGUUCGUCAGGAGGGUGCCCGACGUGGAGGCCGCGCCCGCGCCCGAGGAAGGAGAAGAGCCAGAACCCAAGGUCACUGUGGGUCCCAAGGGCAAGGAGCCGGCCCCGGGGGGCAGCGUGCUGUGGAAGAGGUGGCAGCUGGGCAAGGGCUUGAAGGACCUGGCCAAGUCCGCCGUGGAGGGCGCGGGCCCCAGGGAGGAGCGUGAGCUGAGUGGGCGCAAGGACCUCAGACCUCUUUCGCGAUCCCCAACACUUUUGGGAUUGUCUCCACAAGUUAUUCAAAAAGAACUGGAAUGUUUCAACAUAACUCAAUAUAUACGGAGAACAGACGACGAGCCUCGGCUGCAGACGGAGGAGCUCAGCCGGCAGCGGGCGGUGCAGAAGUCGGAGGAGGUUCACCAGUUCCGCCAGUACCGGGCCCGGGUUCUCAGCAUUCGAGACAUUGACCAGGAGAAGCGGUGCCAGUUGAAGGACGAGGUCCUGGAGAUGUACGCGGCGAUGCGGGACACCCUGGACGAAGCCCGUCAGAAGAUCCUCAGCGCCCGCGAAGAGUACAGAGAGAAGGUGCUGGAAGCUGAGCACCUGCAGCUGGAGGCCCUGGCUGCCCAGGAGGCCGCCCUGAGGGCCGAGCCCGAGAAGAAGGCCCCUGCCCCAGACACCCAGGGGAAGAAGAAGGGCAAGAAAAAGUGACCGCCCGCGGGGGAGCCGCUGUUCCAGGAGCUGUCACUCGGCCGCCUCAUAAUGAAUUAUUAGGCUAAUUGAAAGAAGAGGUUUUCCUGUCUUAGAAAUAGUCUUUACAUUGUAACUUGUUUGUUUUUUCUCAGAAAGCAGUGAUUCGAAGCAUUAGAGUUUUAAAUGUUCUAAUUUCAAUAAAAUUGGCUUCCACAUGUUUGGGA